Quercus robur (English oak) is the source of this 418-nucleotide messenger RNA. RefSeq names its product probable LRR receptor-like serine/threonine-protein kinase At1g05700. Lineage: Eukaryota; Viridiplantae; Streptophyta; Magnoliopsida; Fagales; Fagaceae. Gene Ontology annotation, molecular function: protein binding. The coding region runs from base 7 to 378 and encodes 123 amino acids. The record is from RefSeq and is a predicted model, not a curated record. The transcript has 4 exons.
GCCAUAAUGGAAAUCAAGACACUGUACAAGUUGACUAGAAACUGGCAAGGCGAUCCAUGUGUCCCGAGGGAAUAUUCAUGGGAUGGUUUGCACUGCAGUUACAACUAUUCUAUUCCAAGUAUUAUAUCAGUGAACUUGAGCUCAAGCAAUUUGACUGGGAAGAUUGCAACUUCAUUCUCGAAUCUUAAAGCAAUACAGUCCUUGGAUUUGUCAUACAAUAACUUAACUGGGCCGCUGCCAGAAUUUUUGGCACAACUGCCAAAUUUGAACACUCUUGAUUUGCGUGGGAACAAGUUCACAGGUUCAAUUCCUGAGGAUCUUCUGCAGAAGUAUAGGGAUGGGAAGUUGGCAUUGAGGUUAUCUUAUCUUCCUUCAUAAUUCCUUUUGCUUAUUAAUUCUAAUUUCACUUGGUCAUUUU